Molecule: messenger RNA, 503 nt
Organism: Effrenium voratum
Lineage: Eukaryota; Dinophyceae; Suessiales; Symbiodiniaceae
Source: the annotation of a GenBank genome assembly
GGCUCGAGGCGCCUGGCCCUUAAUUGACGCUUUAGGAUAGUGAUUCAUUCCGCGAGUGGCGAUGGCCUGCGUCAAUGUGCCGGGCCCGGGCCAUGCCUUGGCGCCCAUCUCCCGGCUCAUGGCUCGCGUCUGGGGCAACAGCGACAACCCCUACGACGCCAAGGUGGCCCUGAAGCCAAAGCAACAUGUGGAGAAGAUUUCGGAGAAGAGCGCCGAAGGUGAGGAAAAGGGGAAGAGCGAGCGGCGGAAGGAAGUGCACAUAGAUUCCACCACCAUGGUCCCCACCGAGCUCUACUGGAGCAUGCUGCGAGCAGGGGAGCGGGCCAAGAACCGAGGCCAGCACCGCCUGAAAGACCGCAGCUCACGAAAGCUCCAAGAGUCUCCGAGGCCGCACUUGGUGAAGAGCAAUUAGUCAGGGACUGGCUGAGUUUAGUUCCGGUGGGCCGGUAGCUGGGACUGGGACAGACGCUGGGCCAGCCAUGCAAAGGAUUCAACGAACGCCA